Messenger RNA from Camelina sativa (false flax), 1406 nucleotides. The record is from RefSeq and is a predicted model, not a curated record. Lineage: Eukaryota; Viridiplantae; Streptophyta; Magnoliopsida; Brassicales; Brassicaceae.
UCACAAUCUGUGGUCCGAAACCCAAUCCAUAGACACUAUAAAAUACCAUAGUGGAGUCUAAAAGACGAAAUCAUCAAAAUAUAUAAGUGUUUAGUGUUGAAGCAAAAUAAAUGCCUAAACGACAGACUCAUACGCGUUACAUUUGCAAGGCUGAGUCGGAAACACCAUCACAGCCUCUUGUUGCUCGUCGCUCAGCAAACUAUCAACCGUCUCUCUGGGAGCACGAGUAUCUCCUCUCGCUCGGUAAUACAUAUGUGAAAGACGACAACGUCGAGAGAGCUAAGUUACUGGAGAAGGAAGUGUGUAAAAUUCUGAACGAAACGGAGGGUUUACUUGAACAGCUAGAGCUCGUAGACAUUUUACAAAGACUCGGAGUUUCUUAUCUUUUCGAAAGUGAAAUCAAGAAGAUUCUAACGAUUGUCCAUGGAAAGAAUGUAAGAGCGCAAAAAAACCGGAUAGAUCAAAGGAGAUGGGAAGACUUAUAUGCGACUGCUCUCGAGUUUCGACUCCUAAGGCAACAUGGUUUUAAUAUCACACAAGAUGUUUUCGACAGAAAUUUCGGAGAUGGUUUGGAUAAUGAAGACAUCAAGGGUGUUCUUUCACUAUACGAAGCUUCAUAUCUCUCAACCAGAUUUGAUACUAAAUUGAAAGAGACCAUAUAUUUUACAACAGAACGGCUUAGAAACUUUGUGAAAAUGAAGAAGACUGAACCUUAUGUUCGGAAAAUGGUAAUCCAUGCUUUAGAAAUGCCUUACCAUCGGAGAGUUGGAAGACUAGAAGCAAGAUGGUACAUAGGCGUGUACGGAGAGAGACACGACAUGAACCCUAUCUUGCUCGAAUUCGCAAAACUUGAUUACAAUAUCGUACAAGUUAUACAUCAAGACGAGCUCAAAUAUCUCUCUAGCAGCUGGUGGAGCAAGACGGGAUUAACUAAACACCUUGACUUCGUAAGAGAUCGAAUAACAGAGAGUUAUUUCUCGAGUGUUGGAGUAAUCUAUGAGCCUGAGUUUGCUUAUCAUCGACAAAUGCUUACAAAAGUUUUCAUGCUUAUCACAACUAUCGACGAUAUAUAUGAUAUUUAUGGAACACUGGAGGAACUCCAACUAUUCACGACCAUAGUUGAAAAAUGGGAUGUGAAUCGUCUUGAAGAACUUCCCGAGUACAUGAAGUUAUGUUUUCUCUGCCUCGUCAACGAAAUCAAUCAGAUUGGAUAUAUUGUUCUCAGAGAUAAAGGAUUUAAUGUGAUCCCUUACCUCAAAAAAUCCGUACGUAUUCUUGUUACUACUACUAUUUAUGCAUGGAUUAAGCUUGUAUUGUUGUCAUUUAGUUUAGUGAUACAGUACAUUAAUUAAGUUUAAUUAGCUAUAAAUGUUGUUAACGUAUCAAUCGCUAGUUACAUUGAAAUU